Molecule: messenger RNA, 2130 nt
Organism: Seminavis robusta
Lineage: Eukaryota; Bacillariophyta; Bacillariophyceae; Naviculales; Naviculaceae
Source: the annotation of a GenBank genome assembly
AUGCCUUUUGUUGUAACUGACAAGUUUGUGGAGCGUCUACGUGGUGGUGGUGGUGAUGGUGGCGGCCCAGAAGAUGGAAAUUGUAGCCAUAAGGGGGGCAGUGAACUUGCUGGUGCAACUGCUAUUGAGAGUCAAGUUCCUGUUGCUGGCUCUGGCUCAGAAGAUAGCAAAAAAGUGUACCGUGCUCUCUUCAACUUUCUAACCUUUGGUAUCGAAUCUGAAAACCUCCCACCUGGCUACAAUGACGAUGCAACUGCUUGCAAAAGAACCUCGAAGGAACCAAAGGAUAAGUCUCGUAGUAAAGAGCUUGACCAAAACCAGUGGAAGGAUAUUGUUGAUUUCGUGGAAAGUUGGCAUGCCGCCAAAAGUAAAAAAGCCAAAACAGCUAUCAUGAAGCAGAAAGGACAGGGAGGCAAAGGAUAUCGAUUCAUCCAGAGAUACCGAGUUACUACUAUCAAUUUACCUGAUAACCAAGGAGAGAAAAAACAGUUAGAACGUUAUGACACUGUACAGGAGACGGCGCAACUUCAAGAUGGUCCUGCUGACGUACCUACCAAGAUUGCUCUUCCACAGCUGGAAAUAUUUGAUGCCAUUGCUGCUGCUCAUGCAAUGGGAUCAAAUAAUAAAGCACCAGAUCCAAUCCAUCGUAUUCUUUGUCAGACUUAUUGGAAUGUGACAUUGGAGCAAGUGCAACAGUUCAUUUCAUUGAACCCAAUUUCCAAUACAACCAAGCCUCGGAUUCCCAAACCCGAUGGGGCAAGGAAGCCCAUUGUGUCGGGUGAUUGGCGUGAUCGCUUUCAAGCCGAUCUCAUUAACAUGACCAAGCGGCCAGCAAACAAUAUUCACGGAGUGACCAUGAGAAUUUUCCAUACCGAUAAUGGCACUGAGUUCACAGCCGAACAGGUGUGUGAGUACUUGAAGAUGCUCAAUCCAAACUUGUUGCCAGUCACUGGAAGACCUCGCUGCCCAACAGACCAAGGCUCAGUGGAAAGACACAAUGGUAUUCUGAAGCCACUGCUGGCACUGAUAGAAGAGGAAGGACGUCAAGCAGGAACAAAUGCCAACUGGGUUCAGCUUUUGCCAAGGCUUCAAGCAACAAUGAACUCAAGAAUUACAACUCGAACCCAAAAUCUCUCACCUUAUGGAAUUGUAUUCGGACGCAACUUUCACAACGACAUUACAUGUGAUGUUAACACCAUUCGUCAAUGCCGAACCGUUGUAGAUAUGCUGAAUUUGGGAGAAGUUAUUUCGCCUCGAUUUAAGGAAGUUGCAUUGCAUAUUGAAGAUGGAUUGGCAAGCAGUAUUACUGAUAAAAACCGAUUCAUUUUCAUUCCCACAGAAACAGAGAACGAAGCGCCCUUGAAGAAGUCAGCAGAAGCAGAUCUGCCACUUGCAUCGUUGGCGGCUAGUAUGACAAGCAAAACCCAUGCUCCAACCAACACAAAGGAAUCCAAGACGGAACCAGACCCCGUAGCUUGGCCUGAGCACAUAAGCGGAAACAAAAAGCUCCACCCACGUCCUUCAUUUUCGGCAGUACCCAUCUCGAAACAACAGGAAGGGAUAUUGACGGCCAAGGCCGCCACCAGCAUGACAUCGCAGGAAGAUUUACUAGCCACCGAAGAUUCGUUUGAUAUGGAGCCAUUGCAAUUGAAGUCACCACCCAUCACACUGAGGCAGAGGGAGGAUCCAAUCCAAACACCACCAAACCAAAAGCCAGCCACAUCAUAUGAAAGUAGUGAGGUGAAGGUACUGUCGCCAACAAAACAACCCGAAGCAGGUAAAAGCUGUCGCGUCAGUAUUGAAGAUGCCUUAUCAAAGUUCGAAGGAUACCACGCUGGUUGCUGGGAGAAGGAAAAAUUCAAACCGCCACAUGAAAGAACUAUUGUGCCAACCUUCCGCACAAAAGUGAAAACCUUGAUUGGGACUAUAGGUCCAUGCCAAUCCUGUCCGCUGAGUAAUGCUGGAGCAAUGGUAAUGAUUGGAGAAGAUUCGUAUUGGAAACAGCUAGCUGACCGCCAAUCUUGUCACUGGAUGGAAUAUGCUGAGGUGGUAUCUUUCUGUAAUCUCCUGCAUCACACAUGUCAUCAAAACGAGUUCACCAUUUGGUACUACGACAAACACCAGUUGUGA